UCUUUAAAAAUGAAUUUUACAUGGGAAUGGACAUCCAUGUUGCUCGUUCUUAUCACAACAAAUUAGACAAUAAGACAAUUACUAGCUAGCCCGCUGCCUUUCCCAACAUUUAAUUAUUUAUUUAUUGUUAUUGCCAAAACUAACCCCAAAAAGCAUAUCACUUCUUCCUUCUCUUCUCAUUAUGCUUUUUUAGCCUCUCCUCUUAUCGUUACCAAUAAUAACAAAACCCUUACAAGAUCCAAACCAAAAAAGGCAAACAAUUAUGAAGAAGAAUACCCUUUGUUCUGAAAAUAACGAUGUCUCAUCGAAGAAGAAAAGAAUAAUAAUCAAAGAACUUGUUCAAGGUCAAGAAGCUGCGACUCAGCUGAAGCUUCUUCUUCAGAACCCCAUUGGCGACACUUCUCUCUCAGCUGAAGAGCUUCUUGGCAACGUCCUUACUUCCUUCGCUGAAACCCUUUCUCUUCUUGCUUCUAAUCAUUCCCAGGAACAACCUUGUCCCAGCGAUGAUUAUUCCGGAGGAGAAUCUCAUUGUAUGAAGAGAUCUAAUUUGACUCCGCCCAAAAAAGUUGGAAGAGGCUGCUACAAAAGAAGGAGGACUGAACACACAUGGACCACAAUCUCUCCCACUGCAGAUGAUAAUCAUGCAUGGAGGAAAUAUGGAGAGAAAGAAAUUCAGAAUUCUAAAUUUCCUAGGAGCUACUUUAGAUGCAGUAGAAAGUAUGAUCAAAAUUGCCGGGCAAUCAAACAUGUGCAGAGGACACAAGAGAAUCCUUGUAUGUACCAAAUCACAUACAUUGGCAUGCACACGUGCAAAGCCACCCCUAAUGAUGCUCCAUGUUUGGUCAUGGUGGAUUGUAAGUAUUUGAAAGUAACACUAAUCAACUGGAGCUUGAGCUCAUCAAAUGUGGGGCAUAUAUAUAUGAAUGUCUUGCUUAUUAUGAUACAGAUCAUAUAUAUGAAGUGAAGUAUGUUGCCUUUGUAGAAGAUAACUUCCUAACCUGACGCCACCUUGCUAUAUUAUUUUCAAUCUAUGGUCAAGAAUUACAAGAUCACUUGGAGAAGGACACGAUUUUCCUAAUAUUUGCAGGUACGCAAACUGAAUCCAAACAAUACGAAGAGUGGCGUGUUGAUGACUACAAUGUUACUUUCUGACUCUCUGCAUAUGCAUCCUUCAAGCAUCUGUUAUUAGUUGUCAUUUUGCACAAGAGGUAUUAAUCCAUAUUCAUAUUUACUUAGCUUCUCAAACAGAAAUUUGAAUCUGUCAAUUACAACUAGAAUUCAAAUCGGUAAAGAAACUUAGCUCUAGAUAUGAUUAUUAUCAAUUUCGCUAGGAAGAAAAUGGAAUUUUUUAACAAUGAAAACAAUCGGCUGAAAAUCUAGUCCAAUACAGAUAAAAAAUAAAAAACAAUCUCCAAAUUACUCAAAUAAAAAAAAUCCAUUCAGUUAAUCAAAAAAUUUAACUAUGCCAAACAGUUUUUCUCCUCAAACCCUCUACCACCCCACCUUCAUCAAUCAUCUCCUUUUACCGGCAUCAAUCGCACCCUCACCGGCAAUCAUCAUCACCUUCUGGGGUCAUCAUGUCGUCGCCUCUCAGCAAGUAGUCCUCACCUCCGUGCGUCUCUCUCUCCCUCGCCGGCAGCCAACAUCGCCGACCGGCUCUUCCUCCUCGUCGCGCGUCCGUCGUUCCCCUCGCGCCUCUCUCUCCCUCACCGGAAGCCAAUCUCGGUGUCGGUUUCAACCACCGCGGGAAAGAACAUCGACUCCGUACUCUCCCUUGACGCGCUGCUUGGCUCACAAUCCACUAUCACCGCGUGACGCUCACCCACUCAUUAGAGAUACUUGUUGCUGGACUCCUUAAAUUCGUCGCUGGUUGGCACGGCAGACACCAUCAUCGGUGUCGCACAAUGCCCACUUGUUACUUCAAUAGGUUAGUUGAUGGCCAGGGUUUUAAUUUUUAAAAGAGUGUUCAUAAAAUGUAUUUAGUUGAGUGAAUGGA
Arachis stenosperma is the source of this 1996-nucleotide messenger RNA. RefSeq names its product WRKY DNA-binding transcription factor 70-like. The coding region runs from base 263 to 964 and encodes 233 amino acids. Gene Ontology annotation, biological process: regulation of DNA-templated transcription. The transcript has 5 exons. Lineage: Eukaryota; Viridiplantae; Streptophyta; Magnoliopsida; Fabales; Fabaceae. The record is from RefSeq and is a predicted model, not a curated record. Gene Ontology annotation, molecular function: DNA-binding transcription factor activity; sequence-specific DNA binding.